This is a messenger RNA of Australozyma saopauloensis, 1101 nucleotides long. RefSeq lists its product as uncharacterized. The transcript has a single exon. Gene Ontology annotation, biological process: CENP-A containing chromatin assembly; DNA replication-dependent chromatin assembly. Gene Ontology annotation, cellular component: nucleoplasm. The coding region runs from base 1 to 1101 and encodes 366 amino acids. The record is from RefSeq and is a predicted model, not a curated record. Lineage: Eukaryota; Fungi; Ascomycota; Pichiomycetes; Serinales; Metschnikowiaceae. Gene Ontology annotation, molecular function: histone binding.
AUGUAUUCUGCAGAAGUAAAGGCGCUCAUUAAUGAGGGUUCCAAAGCUUAUUCCCUUAGGGACUAUGAUUUGGCUGCCUCAAAAUACGCCGAUGCAUGUGCUGCUUUCAAUGAGGAGAAGGAAAAGGAUUGCCCUGAUCUUCUUCUUCUAUACGGAAAGGCCUUAUUCCAAUCCGGUGUAUCUAAGUCAGGUGUUCUAGGUGGAUUUUCUGCUUCAAAUCAAAUCUCUAAGAAUGAAGAAGCAACUGCAGAGGAAGAAAAUUUCGAAGAAGGAAUGGCUAACGAGGAGUCCGAAGUAGCCGCAGAAGAAGAGGAAGAAGGUGUCGAGGCAGGCGCAGAAGAUGAAGAGCAGGAGGAGAUCGCGCAUAAUAAUGAUGAUAAUGUAAAUGAGCAAGAGGAGGGAGCCCAAGAGGAGGAACAAUCUGAUUUCGAGGCAUCGUGGGACAUUCUUGAUCUUGCAAGAGCACUCUUUGAAGAAAGACUCAGUGGCUUGGAUCAGAAGGCAGACGGGUUGGCAGUACCGUAUUUGAAAUCCGAUCAAGACAUUCCUACAAAUGAGUACCUUGUCAAUUUGAAAAAACUAUCAGAGACUUAUGACCUCUUGGGAGAAGUAUCCCUCGAAUCUGAAAACUUCCCACAAGCUGCAGGCGACCUUGAAUCUUGUUUGGAGAUCCGCAAAAAAUUAUAUGACGAAUCGGUAUCCUCUCUAGUAUCUGAAAGUCACUACAAAUUGUCUUUGGCCCUUGAAUUCUGUGUCGAAGAUCCACAACUGAGAGCGAAAGCGGCACAACAUAUGAAGAAUGCCAUUGGCAUCGUAGAAAUCAGAAUAAAGAAUGAAUCCAAUGAAACUAAGAAGGAAGAUGACGCACAAUUACUUCAAGAACUUGAGGAAAGACACGAAGAACUCAAAAAGGACCCCGAGGAGGAGAUAAGAAACCAGCAAAUGCACAUCAUUAAGGGUAUUCUAGGUGAAGCUACUUCCGAAGAGUCUGGCCAAGCCAAGCUUGUCUCUGUUGUGCAAAGUAAGGUAAAUGACUUGUCGUCUAUGGUUAAGAAGAGGAAGGCACAACCCGGUGGACCCGGUAAAAAGCAGAAAAAAUAA